GGAACGCGCUCUUAACCGUUUUUAUUUGACUGACGCGUUGUCUUUUUGUCGCCAACGAGACGAAGCCGAGUCGUGUUGGCGGCAACUCUCCGCUUAGCUUUCAGUUAUUAGCCAGGCAGAAUGUUGCGCCUUCGCUGCAAGACCAAGAACGGCAGCCAUGUCAUGCAGGGCUUGACUCACCAGUCGUGCGUGCGAGAGUUGAAGAGGAAAGUGGAAGAGCUGACGGGAAUCCCCUGCGAGGUGCAGAAAAUCAUGGUGGGCUACCCGCCCUCCAGCCUGGACCUGCGAAACGGGGACGCCCACCUCAAGGACUACCCCAUUAAGUCUGGAGACACGCUCAUAGUGGAGGAGGAAAAGAACAAGCCAAAGUCGCUCGCUCAUCCCUCUGUGACCAAACCGCCGGUCCUGGCGCGGCGCGUGGUCCCGGCGGACAACUCCUGCCUCUUCACCAGCGUCAACUACGUUGUGGAGGGCGGCGUGUACGAGCCGGCACGCGCCCCCGAGAUGCGCGGCCUCAUCGCCCAGAUCGUGUCCAGUGACCCGGCGGCGUACUCUGAGGCGGUGCUGGGAAAGACCAACGAGGAGUACUGCACCUGGAUCCGGCGUGACGACACGUGGGGUGGCGCCAUUGAGGUGUCCAUCCUUUCCAAGUUCUAUCAGUGCGAGAUCUGCGUGGUGGACACCCAGACGGUGCGUGUGGACCGAUUCGGCGAGGACGCCGGCUACCUCAAGCGCGUGCUGCUCAUCUAUGACGGCAUUCACUACGACCCGCUGGAGAAAGGAGCGCAGGGCUCCGCGGCGCCGCCCCAAACCGUCUUCUCCACAUGUGACGACAUCAUCCUGGCUCAGGCCCUGGAGCUGGCGGACGAGGCCCGCCGCAAGCGGCAGUUCACGGACGUAAACUGCUUUGCGUUGCGCUGCUUGGUGUGUCAGACAGGCAUGGUGGGACAAAAGGAGGCGCGGGAACAUGCCAAGGAGACGGGCCACACCAACUUUGGUGAGGUGUGAAAGUAAGUCUAGUGUUAGGGCCCCCUUCGCAAAUACAGCCGCUGCUCGUCCACCUGUCAUGUGAUUGUCUACCUCAAGUCGCGCACGGACAUCCAUGUCGACGCACCUUUCAGUGUUUCGCUUUCUACUGAAGACCGACGCCAUCUUUGGACCUGCCUGGACCGGUGUCAGUGGAUCACGACAUGGAGAAGAAAAUCCGCCACGUUGUCACCACUUUAUGUAUGCCAUGUUACACCUCACCACUGGGGGGGCAGCACACGCUCUUUGGUCUCCACCCAACCUCCGUCUUUCUUUUUUCUCCUACAAAGUGUUCCCACCCAACACAAGUCCAUGCUUAUUAUUAAAUUCUGGUCCCUCAGAGGCACAAAAAGUCCUCAGUAGGGAAGGUUAUAGCGGAAAUAUCUCAAAUUGUAGCUGCUGACGUGGUGAUUUGAAGUCUUUGUGCGUCUUCAAAGCUGCUUGAAGCAGCUUUCUGUGACAACUCUGCAUAUUUUCAAACAAAAUAGUUUUUAGUGUUGCUUUGAAAGAAAUUGCAAAUAACGGUGCUGCGGACGUUUGGCUGAAGUGGCAUGGUUUUCUUUUGGGGCUUUUUCAGGAGAGUGAUGCUGAGAGUUUUUGGUGGUGACUUCAAGCACACGGCAAAGUAAAGCUGCUUUUGGAAUCAAAAUACUUUCAGUUCCUUUUUAAUGGAAACUGCGCUUUUAUAAUAAAAAAUGUUGCCUAUCACAAUCCCUAGGUAAGACAAGAAAAGGUUUUUCACUUUUUUGCGCAGUUUAAAUUGUAAAAUAUGGCUUGUACUCCACAGCUAUUUAUGAAGCUAAUGCUAACCUGAUGAAAACAUCCAUAAACCGCCAGUAAUACUGCAUUUACGUCUUGUGACCCACAUAUUAAAGCCACUUGUAGUAACAUGCCACAUUGAUCAUGAUGGUAACCAAGGUUUUGCAGGUAUUAACAUAUUGAGUUUGUAAAAGGUAAUUGUAGAUUAUAAAUCAUGCCUCACACGUGUAUAUUCGAAGGUUGUCGCCUCGCUGAGAAGUUGAUCAACUUUGACAUUCAAUUUAGACCUGAAGACAUUGCUAGCAGGACUACACAAAAAGCUUGUUUUCUUUUAGAUUUGUUUCUACCUGAGAGUAUGCUGAAUUCUUUAUCUAAACAUUGAACACAGGUCUAAUGCUGAAAGAUAUAAACAUCCCAGUAAAAGCUAAAACGUGUGCAAAGUGCAUUGCGUCAAGAGCAGAAUAAGGCGUGCAGUCUACUUUACGCCUCAUUAAUAUGCAAAAUAUACGCUGAUCGUUAAAAGGCCACAAUGCUGGGAGGAGAUGAUCUAAAUAUAAUUAUUUAGCACGCGCAGCCUGAUUGACUAAACUCGUGCCGUUAUUUAGCAGGUCUGAAAUAGUACGUGCAAACCAACAGUUCUGCAAAGACAGACGAGAAUUUUUUGUCCUACAACAUAGUUGGACUGACAUAAUUAAAUAAUUAAAGUGAUGCAUUUUGGUGUCAUUUAGUGUUUUUUUAUGCCGUUUUUUGCAUUCAUUAACAUAUCACAUGACAAUAACUUCUUGAUAUAUAUUUUUUUGUGCCUUGAGCACACAAGUGCAGCCUCUCUCAUGAGUGCACCUUCACAACACAUACAAAAUAAAAAGGUAAAAAAGUGAUUUUAAUGUCGAUGUGCAAUGCUGACUGCUUUUAAAAUGGUAGGCGCCACAAGUAGGAGCACGAUAAUGCAGAUGUGCAGUAAAUGAGUGUCUCCAUGGUGAUGCACCGUACUAUACACGCAGAAUCCUCAUUUAUAUUAGGCGAUCUGCACCCCUUUUCAAUUGUACACGCAAUCUUAGUAGACCACAACCACGUCCACUAAUAGUACACUCUAUUUUAUUGUUUUCACAUUGAUGGAUGUUUUUAGAGAGCUUUAUAAGCGGAAUAGAUUUUAGCCACCUACUGGUAGCGUUUAUGAUGUAGAUUGUGUGAAAAAGGGAAAAACAUUCUUGUCUUAUGAAGGAAUAAUGCAAAAUUCCAAAAAUAAGUGCAGUUCAAACACAGGAAUGCAUUUUACUCAUUGUGGCCUCUCAACAUUACUACCAAGUUGUUGACAAAACAAUAUUUUAAUACGGCCGCAUGUUUUGUGUCGUGUCACUAUUGUUGUUUUCAAAUGAAAUUCAAUUCCUCUGUCAUUUUGUUAGGUUUUGCUCAUGACACUACAAUGAAUGUCACACAAAAAUAACUGGAUGUACCAGUUGUUUUUCUCCUGUGUUGAGUCACAAUUAAAAUCUAUAGCAAGAAA
Nerophis ophidion (straightnose pipefish) is the source of this 3289-nucleotide messenger RNA. RefSeq names its product YOD1 deubiquitinase (gene yod1). Gene Ontology annotation, biological process: protein deubiquitination; endoplasmic reticulum unfolded protein response. The transcript has 3 exons. Gene Ontology annotation, cellular component: nucleus; cytosol. The record is from RefSeq and is a predicted model, not a curated record. NCBI's taxonomy places the organism in Eukaryota, Metazoa, Chordata, Actinopteri, Syngnathiformes, Syngnathidae. Gene Ontology annotation, molecular function: cysteine-type deubiquitinase activity; protein binding. The coding region runs from base 121 to 1008 and encodes 295 amino acids.